Molecule: messenger RNA, 1526 nt
Organism: Formica exsecta
Lineage: Eukaryota; Metazoa; Arthropoda; Insecta; Hymenoptera; Formicidae
Exons: 6
Coding region: 255-1256 (333 amino acids)
Source: RefSeq, a predicted model, not a curated record
UGGGGAAUACCCGUUAUACGUAUACGUAAGUUGAAUUUUCCGAAGUACCGUGAUUACACACUAUACUACUACACACGACUAUGUAUAUACUGCAGUCACGGUCAUCACGGACGGAUAAAACGAAGAAGAAAUAACGUCGUCACACCCAAGUUACGUACGAAGUGCGAGUUAAGUACUCUGCGCGUCGAAAAAGCGUAAAAUAUUUUUAUUUUGUGAAGAGUAUACGUUUGAAAAACAGUAAGCUUGUGGCAUUCAUGAUGGAAGCACAUGCACGUGCUCCGGAUCCUUUAACAAAAUCUAAUGACAUGGCUAGUAAUUGGCACAGUUGGAAGGAAGAUUUUAUCAUAUUUAUGAAAGUAACUGGAUAUAUCGAUAAACCCAAUGAAAUUCGUGCAAAUCUCUUAAAAAAUCGCAUUGGAAAAAUUGGUAUUGAUGCCAUACAAGCUAUGUCCUUUGACAAUCCACAAGAUAAAGAUGAUAUGAAUAUAUUGAUUGCAAAACUAGAAGAAUUCUUUAAUCCACCAAAAAAUGAAGUGGUUGAACGAUUCCAAUUUUUUACAAGAGACAAAAAACAAAAUGAAACCAUCGAACAGUAUAUAAAUAUCUUAAAGGAAAAAGCCAAAACUUGCAAUUUUAAUGACAUAACAGAUAGUAUUAUACGAGAUAAAAUCAUUCUUGGCACUCCAGACAAAAUACUUCGUAAAAAAUAUUUGGAAACAAAGAAUUUAGAUUUGCAGAAACUGGUAGCGAUUUAUAAUGAUUACAAUAUUAAUACAGAAAAGAUGAAAGAAGUCACUAAAGAAAGCACAGAAUCCAUAAGCUCCGUACAGAAACCGCCGAAUAAUGAUACAAAGAGAAAAUGUUGGAGAUGUAAUUGUCAACAUCCACAAGGAAAGUGUCCCGCUUGGGGAUCAAAAUGUACAAAAUGUGGUGAUGUAAAUCAUUUUACCCAAUGUUGCAAAGGCCCUAAUUUUAAACCUAAUCUUAAGCCGGAUGAUAAUAAGAUAAAUAAUUUACUAAAUCCAAUGGAAAAAGCAAGAGUGAAUCUAAUGCAACAAAUUGGUGUUUCAAAGACCGGUUUUCCAGAUAUUCCGACAGUAUCUUAUGAUGCUCCAAAUUCAACUUUCUGCAACGAUUUCGUUAUGAUAGAUGGGCCAAAUCCAAAUUUACGUUCCGAUAAUGCGUCAGGUCAAUCAGUAUGUUUUCCUAAGAAUAUACAAAACAGAUCCAAAUCCAGAUCAAGAAAAGCCAAAUAAUGAUUUCCGAGAUUAUAUUAAUUCAAUAUUUCGCGAUAUACAAUCCAAUAUAAUACUCUAUUACACUGUUUACUCUAUGAUGAAAAGAAAUUAGAUCAAAAUACUUGUGUAUUGUCUUAAGUCUUUUAAUUUUAAUAAAAUGUUGUAUGGAUAUAUUUUGUCAUGAGAUAUGUAAUUGAGUUUUUUUGUAAACACUUUUAACUGUUUUAAAUGUAAUAUUAUUACACUUUUAAAUGUAACAUAAAAAAACAAAAAAAAAGCUUAUAACCA